AUGUCCGCGAAAUCAUCUGAGAGCAACUUCUCAUCUGUCAUUCAAAUAAAUACGAUAGAUGAUUAUAUUGCUCCCACACAGGCAUGUAUUAAACCGGUAAAGAUCGAUAAAUCGAUAGGAAAGACCAAGUCUGUUAAAGUUGAAGAAGACGACGUUACUUGGGCUCGUGAUAUAUGUCUCUAUGAAGCUGGAUUAGAAUUUUUAGAGCACUUCGCAAAAAAUAUUGAUAAGUGCGCAGACCAUUUGCCUUUGUUUUCAAGUAUUUGUCCAGGUUGGAUAUGUUAUGCUGAAAAGAAUUCCCUUACUUCAACCAGCUCUCCAAGUUCUGGGUACAGUGAAUUCUCAAUUAUCCCCCAUGUAUCCAAUGUUCGUUCUCCACAGCAAAUCGCAGGCAGGAUAAUCAAACUUGUAGGUGAAGAAAACUGUUUGCAUGUCAGUAUUAUGCCUUGUUUCGAUAAGAAGUUGGAAGCCUCUAGAGAGGAGUUUUCAGUACCUGCAAAAAGUAUUUCUGACCACUGUGUCCCAGAUGUUGAUUUGGUUCUGGCUACCAAUGAACUACUUUGUUUUCUUGAAUCAUUAAUCCACGAAUCUGGUAACAUCGUCUCUUUCUCUUUUGCUGAGCAGGCAUUCGAACUUGGAGAAAAUCAGCUGUUGGUAUUAGAAAGAUUAUAUGACCUAUUUUAUAUGAAAAUGUCGAAGGAAAAAGCCAGCGUUAGAUUUGAUCACUUUCCUUUUUUAGUCGACGAAAUGCUACCUAUGUAUAGACAUAGUGGAAGUGGUUCUGGAGGGUACGCAGCAUGUAUUUUUAAAAUGGCAGCAGAAAGACUAUUUUCAAUAAAAUUAAAACUUGAUAUAUUAGAAGACGAACGUGUGUUAACCCGUCAGCUACAAAAUCGAGAUAUUCAGGAAAUAAUCUUGUUCAAUUCGAAAGAAGACCGUAGUUUGGCGCAAUCUCUACUCUCAUCUCUUUCAAAUCGAACCCCUUAUCGUCAUCUUGAAAUUGAACAGAAAGCACUGCUAGUGUUUGCGAUAGCCAACGGGUUUCGCAAUAUCCAAACAAUCGUUCAAUAUCUGCGGAAAACGUAUCAAUCUAAAAAAUGCAAUAACCUAGAUCAAAUGAGGUCCAGACAAAUAAGAGCUUACUAUCCGUUUGAUUAUGUAGAGGUGAUGGCAUGUCCAAGAGGUUGUCUUAAUGGUGGUGGACAAGUGAAAGAAAUUAUAACACAAACAAGCGAACUGUAUACAAGUCUUCCAGUUUCUGAACCAAUGUCAAAUGAUUUGGUAAAAAACUUAUAUGCAUUUAUCAAAUCAAAAGAUUCUAACCUUAAAUGUUUAUACACUACCUACAAAACUGUUCCCAAGAUUGAAAUAAUCAAUCCUAGUGCAUUAAAGUGGUGAAUCAAAGGUUAACCAUUCUGUCGUAAAUUAAUUUUUGCAAAAAGAAUCUUUGAAGGGGACUUUAAUAUUUCUUGCCUUUUAUGAGACGUUUAUGUCGUAAAUAAUAACUUGAUUUACUAUCGACUUUUCAGUUUUUUAAAGCUGUUUUAGUUUUUCAAAAAUAUCCUGGUAAUUGGAUUAGUGUACAUCAAUUCCAUAGUUUAAAAAAGUGUACGGUUUACGCUCAAUUAGCAAGAGUAC
This is a messenger RNA of Schistosoma turkestanicum, 1638 nucleotides long. The record is from the annotation of a GenBank genome assembly. Lineage: Eukaryota; Metazoa; Platyhelminthes; Trematoda; Strigeidida; Schistosomatidae.